Molecule: messenger RNA, 1818 nt
Organism: Chenopodium quinoa (quinoa)
Lineage: Eukaryota; Viridiplantae; Streptophyta; Magnoliopsida; Caryophyllales; Amaranthaceae
Product: cytochrome P450 71A1-like
Exons: 2
Coding region: 90-1628 (512 amino acids)
Molecular function (GO): iron ion binding; monooxygenase activity; oxidoreductase activity, acting on paired donors, with incorporation or reduction of molecular oxygen
Source: RefSeq, a predicted model, not a curated record
UUGAGUUAUGCCAAGCCAAAUCCAACUUUCAAUUCCAAGCCACAAGCCAAAACAUAUUACCUCAACCACCAACACAACCCAAUUCACCAAUGGAAGCACCAACUUGGGCCGCCUACGCGGCCGCAUGGCUAUUGGCCAUAGCCUUAGUACUCCUUACCAACCACCUUCGCCGUCGUAAACUUAACCUACCACCAGGCCCAAACCCAUGGCCCAUCAUAGGGAACUUCAACCUUAUUGGGGCCCUCCCCCAUCGUUCCAUCCAUGAGCUCUCUAAAAAAUAUGGGCCCAUAAUAAGGCUCAAAUUUGGGUCAGUUCCGGUGGUAGUGGGCUCAUCAAUUGAAAUGGCUAAACUUAUUCUUAAAACUCAUGAUGUAAUUUUUGCCGGGAGGCCUAAAACCUCGGCAGGAAAGUACACAACUUAUAACUAUUCCGAUAUAACAUGGUCUCAAUAUGGUCCAUAUUGGCGCCAAGCGCGAAAAAUGUGCUUGAUGGAGCUUUUUAGCGUAAAAAGGCUCGAAUCCUUCGAGUACAUACGUGUAGAAGAGCUUAAUUUAGUGUUAAAUGACAUAUUUAACACUAACAACAAGCCAACGUUGUUAAAAGAUCACCUUUCAACAUUGAGCUUAAAUGUGAUUAGUAAGAUGGUGUUAGGGAAAAAAUACUUAGAAAGAAAUAAUAAAGAGAAAAUGUUCAUUACGCCCGAGGAAUUCAAGAUGAUGCUUGAUGAAUUGUUCUUACUAAAUGGAGUGUUGAACCUUGGGGAUUGGAUACCUUGUUUGAAGUACAUUGAUGUACAAGGUUAUGUGAAGAGAAUGAAGGUUUUGGGUAUGAAAUUUGAUAUGUUUAUGGAGCAUGUAUUAGAUGAACAUAAUGCUAGAAGAGAAAAUGAGAAGGAAAAUUGGGUGCCUAAAGAUAUGGUGGAUGUUUUGUUACAACUUGCUGAUGAUCCUACUCUUGAAGUUAAGCUUGAGAGAGUUGGAGUCAAGGCAUUCAGCCAGGAUCUAAUUGCUGGAGGUACAGAGAGUUCAGCGGUAACAGUAGAGUGGGCAAUUUCAGAACUCUUGAAAAAACCCGAAGUUAUUGCCAAGGCAACAGAAGAACUCGACCGUGUGAUAGGAAAAGAAAGAUGGGUUAAAGAGAAAGAUGUACCAAACUUACCCUACAUUCGUGCAAUAGCAAAAGAAACAAUGAGGUUACACCCAGUGGCACCAAUGCUCGUCCCUCGAAUGGCAAGGGAGCAUGUGAAAAUCAAAGGCUACGAUAUUCCCAAGGGUUGUGUAGUGUUUGUGAAUACUUUCACCAUACAAAGAGACCCCGAAGUGUAUGAAAAUCCAGAUGAAUUUUUGCCCGAAAGAUUCCUUGGAAAUAAUAUAGAUGUCAAAGGUCGCGAUUUUGAGUUGUUGCCUUUUGGAUCAGGAAGAAGGAUGUGCCCUGGGUAUAGCCUUGGCCUUAAGGUUAUUGAGACGAGUUUGGCUAAUCUUCUUCAUGGAUUUAUUUGGAAAUUGCCUAGUAACAUGAAGCCUGAAGAUUUGGAUAUGAAAGAAAUUUAUGGUCUCUCAAAUCCUAAGAAGAUCCCUCUUGUUGCAUGCGCUGAACCUCGACUUCCUCAUCAUAUGUAUCAUAUGUGAACAUUAUGAUUUCCUUGAACCUAAAAAAUGAUCGUUACUUAACUAGUGAGCUAAGGAUUUUGAUUUAUUUGCACUUUUGCAGUGUUGUCUUAAUUAAAUCUUGGAGUUUAGUUUUACCUCUUGUGUGCUACUAUUUAGUACUUCGUAUAAUGUCUUGAAUAAGAGAUGAUUAUUGUUUGAUUUCCUACAA